Messenger RNA from Amorphotheca resinae ATCC 22711, 628 nucleotides. RefSeq lists its product as hypothetical. The record is from RefSeq and is a predicted model, not a curated record. NCBI's taxonomy places the organism in Eukaryota, Fungi, Ascomycota, Leotiomycetes, Helotiales, Amorphothecaceae. The coding region runs from base 179 to 628 and encodes 149 amino acids. The transcript is spliced from 4 exons.
CACCUCUACUUCCCCGUGCGCGAGACCAGGAGGGCAUGCAUCUUCCGCAUUGACGUCGCCGUGCCUAUUCAUGCCGGACCCCGAACGCAUCGCGGGCAGCUAGCUACUUCAUCGACCCGGCGAGCAUUCCGGCGGCAUCUGGGACGGGCAGCUAUGCAAUGCUGGGCCUCGGGCCGCUAUGGACGAGGUCGCUGGGAGCAAGGGAGCCCGUGGGCGAGGCGGCGGUGGAUGCACGGGUGCGCAGGGACGUAUUACUUCUCAUAUUGCACCUCCUAUGCUAUGUGACGGGCCAGAACCAUCUGAGCCUUACCUGCUCCGGCCCCAUCGGUGGUUCUCGCCCUCAGAUCUGAGAUCCGACGCGGCCGGAACCAUGGUCGAAGAAGCCGGUCGACGUGAUCGAGACCGUGAAGUCUGGAAGAAUGGAAGACGUGGUGCGGUGAGAAUGAAAGAAGACAUUCUAGCGAGGGGUGACCCACUUUAUGCACUAAAUGAAAAGGUUAAGGUAAGGGCGGCCCAGCCAAUGAAGAUGCUUCUGCUCAUGCUCCUGCUGUUUGUAAAGGUAAAAUCCGUCCAUGUCCCGUUCCGACGGAGGAUGCGCCGUAUAAACUAUAAGUGGGUCCCUGCCUGA